Messenger RNA from Thlaspi arvense, 717 nucleotides. The record is from the annotation of a GenBank genome assembly. NCBI's taxonomy places the organism in Eukaryota, Viridiplantae, Streptophyta, Magnoliopsida, Brassicales, Brassicaceae.
AUGUUGUGGAUGCUAUGUCAUGGUCUCGCAGCUGUGAAGUUAAUUCGACAUUUGCUUUGUACCUUCCCUUCUUGUGCCUCGAUUGGAGAAGCACUUCUCAUGACCAGUGGUCUUGUUCUCUAUUUUGGCGACUUUUUGGCAUUCACUAUUGCAAAGAAACUGAUACAUGUGGAUCUUGUGUCAAUAAGCUACGGAAUAACGAGAACUGAAACCGGCAUAAUAGUCCAGGGUCUACUGUUAGGCCUUCUACUUUUCCCGAUGGUGUUUAGAUCCAUUCUGCACAUAUACCAAAUCUCUUUGAGAAUGAGAGAUGCUCAACAAAGAAAGAUGGUCUUAUUCUUUGUUACACUUGUAUAUUUCAUGGUCGUGGCUGUUCCUUCAUGGAUGCAGUUUGUACACGAUUUCCACCAACAUCCCUUCUUAUGGGUGCUCACAUUUGUCUUUUCUGAACCGCUGAAGAGACUUUCAUUAUGUGUCUAUUGGCUUCUAUUGAUCGCUGUGUCUGUCUCACGGUUUUAUGACAUCUCAAGGAGUAGCAAGGUUGAGAGAAUCUUGCUCAGGAAGUAUUACCAUCUGAUGGCUGUUUUUAUGUUCUUGCCUGCUGUAGUUUUACAGCCUAAGUUUCUCGAUCUAGCGUUUGGUGUAGCAUUGGCGGUUUUCGUUACAUUAGAGAUCAUUCGAGUAAACCCUCCUCUUUUAUGUCAGUAUGUCACAUAG